Molecule: messenger RNA, 1452 nt
Organism: Diutina rugosa
Lineage: Eukaryota; Fungi; Ascomycota; Pichiomycetes; Serinales; Debaryomycetaceae
Exons: 1
Coding region: 1-1452 (483 amino acids)
Biological process (GO): transmembrane transport
Molecular function (GO): transmembrane transporter activity
Source: RefSeq, a predicted model, not a curated record
AUGAGUCCCACUCAAGAUGCUGUGGUACGAGUAGUCACCUCAGAUAUUGAGCAAGCUGGUUUCGGAAGAUACCAGUACUAUGUGCUUGCCGUGGGAGGACUCGGCCGGUUCUAUGACAAUUUCUGGAUGUUUGCCAUAUCCCUCAUAUCGCUCCCCGUUCUGCGAGAAUUCUCGAGUCACAACGUAGCCUGGACGGUGUUUGCCAAGUAUGUUGGACUUACAGUGGGGUGUGUGGUAUGGCCGUUAGCCGCUGAUCGCUACGGGCGAUUGAAAGCAUUUAAUUAUUCCUUGAUCAGUGCUGGAGUUUGUGGCCUCCUCGCAUCAUUUGCUCAUUCGUUCUUUUUAUUGUGUGUGUUGUUGCUAUUUGUGGGUUUCAACAUUGGGGGUAAUCAACCAGUUGCUCUGAUGUUGGUUGUGGAAGAAAUUCCUCCCAGCCAUCAACACUGGAUCCUCUAUGAGCUGAUUGCGUGGGGUCUAGGCCUGUUUACGGCAGCAAUGAUCGGCUGGCCGCUCGUGGCUAAGCACACUUGUGUUGAUGCGGUGGAUUGUAUUCCAAAUGAUAACAAAGGUUGGCGAUACGCUUAUAGUAUCUUUGGGAUUCUCACCAUUGUCAUGUUCGCGGGGAGCAGAAUGCUUCCGGUACGAGAACUGCCUAAGUAUGUUGCUUCCAAGGGAGAUUUCACUGAAACCGAAUCUAUCCUUAACCACAUUGCACGAUCAAAUGGUACUCGGGUCGCAGUCAACUAUACUGGUGAGCACUCUGUCUCUGACAAUGCUCUACAAGGCAAUAUUAAAGCAAGCUGGAAGGAACGAGUGCAUCAAUCGAUCGGAUCAACAAAAACUCAAGUCUCGGACUUACUUCAUGGUGAUCUUAGGCGGACAACUAUAAGGCUUUGGUUGAUAUGGGCACUUUGUGGUAUGGGAUACCCUUUGUUCCUGUCAUUUCUUCCAAUCUACCUUAAUACCAAAGCAUCUACGCUCAAUCAAACAUACCGUGACUACGCCAUUCAGUCGGUGUUCCUGAUACCGCUGGGUGUAGUCGCUGGAAAGUUGGCUCAGAACCCACGGCUAGGCCGAAAAGGGAUUGGUGCUCUCGGAGGUGUUCUCACGGGCAUGUUCAUGUACUUGUUCAUUUUGGCAAAACCGUCCAAGGAAGACACUAUUUUCUCAUCAUACUUACUCUAUAACUGUGGUAUAUCAUUUACAACCACAUUGUUGUACGGGGCCAUGUAUGCCUACACUCCCGAAGUCUACCCAUUACUGAAACGAGCAAUAGGUCUGGCUAUGUGUCUGUUUUGGAAUCGUAGCUUUGGCUUGUUGGGUCCGCUUACCUCCUUGACUAUGACGUUGAGUCUGGGUGCCCCGGUCUAUUUGAGUGGAGCCCUCUUCAUGACUGCGGGCUGCUUAUUCUUGACUUUACCAUUGGAAACCAGAGGAGUUGCAGCUCAAUAG